AUGAAGGAUAGCACCACCAACCCGCCGGAGAAGGACCCAAAUUCGAUCAUGACUGUAGCUGACCAAGGUCAGGGAGGUCUUGAGGAAAAAACCCGAUCAAAUUCGACCACUCAAUCGUCGAUUGCUCUUACCAAGGACAACCCAGCCAUCACACCUUCCCAGCUCCGCAGCAAGCGAUCCCCUUCAAAAACCGCCGAGGAUGGCGCAAUGAAAGGCAGUUCGCUCGUCCCAUCUGACGUUGCCCAAGGCCAUGAUGGCUCCAUGGCCAAAGCUCAAUCAAACUCUACCACUCCUUCGUCGACCGAUUUCACCGAGGAUAAUCCUGACACCAUGCUUUCCAAGAGCCAACGCAAGCAAACCCCUCCUUCCAAAACCGCCGAGGAUGGCGCAGUGCAAGGACGACCGCUUGUCGCGUACACCAAGAAACUCAGGGUGUCCAAGUUUCACCGGCUCUACAAGAAGGCUUGGAGGCAGGAGGUUUUUGGGAACCAAGCAUUUAUCACCUGGUCCUCUCGCACCGCGGAACACUUUGGUCAUGCAAUAUCCAAAUGCCCCGGCUGGUGGGCUGAAGCCAGUACGGACCAAGCCGAUGCUCAUUCUUACGACGAGAUCGCUGCGUUAAUCCUGUCUGGCUUGAAGGUGUACGACCCAUCACUUGGUGGUUCUAUGCCCCAGCUUCGGUCCAGCAUGCAGAAUCUGUUUUCUCUUGGCGACCUCGACGACGCCGACGAUGACGAAGCUUCCUGGUCUCUUCACGAGUACUUUCUUCGCCUCGCGACACAGUGCCCCACGGUUGUGUUUGAUCUCGCUGCGGCCCAACGCGUUAUUAAAACUGACGAAAAGUCGCCUCGCUUUUGGGAAUUCGCGCUCGUGUUCGACCCAACAUUAAUUGUUCAACGCGCCGAGCCGUUGACUUGGAUGUGGCUAGCGGCAUCCGAAUUCUUUGCUCAUCCUUGGACAGGCCCGGUCAUUCUUCCUCCCGUUGUGGAGGAAUUCGAGCGACUAGAAAGGGAGUCUAAAAUAUCCAAGGCUCAGUCCAAGUCUAAGAAGCGCCCUGCAUCUACUCCAGAGAACCCAAAAGGUGCGAAGGCCAACGAUUCGCGUCCGUCUCCCGCUGUCCCGAUGCAAACCGACCCGGCACCAAAGGGUCGGUCCCAACCCUUCCAACGAACUCCACCUUCUGAUGCCACUCCUCCUAGACAACAAGUGAUCCUGUCUGACGCCGUCCACGUCAUUGCCAGCACCCCAACCGGAACACAGGAAGCCAGUGCUCCAACUGACGCCGUCGUGGAAGCCAGCAAACCCGCUUCAUCACAAAACACACCGUUGGCAUGUGCGGUGUUGGCAAGUUCCGUCAACGAUGGGGUCUCGACUCCGCCAACCGAUGCCCCUUGUGCGGACUGGAGGAGGACCACCUACAUGUUCCCCGCUGCCCUUCCGACCGGGCCAAGACCCAGUGGCAGCUCCUACUCCAAGAACUCCAAGAAUGGUUCCAGUCCACCACCACCGCUACACCCAUUGCCCAAUUCCUCGGGGCCCUUCUUUGCACCAUCCGCACCCCUAGCAACCCGCCUCAAACACAGACUCCGUGGUACCGCCUCCACGGAAUGUGUUCUUCCGCCCUCACCCAAGUCUGUGAGGCCCAACUCCGCCUUGGCCCCCAAUGCCUCCUCAAAGGCCUUCUCGCCCACAGCUGGGCCGACCUCCAGCAACAAUUCUACCGCUCUCGCGGUAGUCGCCGGUCCGGUAACCUUUGGGCUGCCAAUCUAUCUCGACAGCUCAUCCUUUUCGGUAAAGGCAUGUGGAAGCAUCGCAAUGAUGUCUUUCAUUCUGACGACAACAUCGUCAACCAAUAGCGUGCGACUGCUCUUGAUCGACGCAUACAUGACGAGUUCGACAUGGGUCCUCGCAACUUGCCUCGGAACCUUCGUCCUGCCAUCCGUCGAUCCCGCCUUGUAG
This is a messenger RNA of Cylindrotheca closterium, 1959 nucleotides long. Lineage: Eukaryota; Bacillariophyta; Bacillariophyceae; Bacillariales; Bacillariaceae. The record is from the annotation of a GenBank genome assembly.